UCAAAACAUUGCUGACAUCAUUACCCGAGGAGCCAGCCCUCAAGAUCUUGGUAUUGACUCUAAGUGGCAACAAGGCCCAGCAUUUCUAAAAUCUCCAGUUGAAAAGUGGCCAAUUAAAUCAUCUAAACAACUUGCUAUCGAUGCAAAAGGAAACAUCACCAAGUUGCAAAAGAAGGCAUUCAUUGCUGUAACCACAAGGACUAGGAUAAAGGGAUCAGAGCUCAAACAAGAAUUACCUCAAAAUCAAACGGAGGCCUUGGCAAAGAAGCAGCGGCCAUCUGUGUCCAUACAGAACCUGGUGGAUGUUUGUCGCUUUAGUAGUUUAACACGACUGGUCAAGACAGUUGCCUGGGUUUGGAGAGCGGCAAAGAGAUUCAUUAGAAAAAAUCAAGCUGCAGUUAAACCAAAGUGGGAGGCAGUCUGCUCAACAGGGGUAAUUUCUGUGAGAGAACGAGAAGAUGCUCUCAGGGACAUUUUUCUUGCUGCUCAGAUGAGUGCCAACUUUCCCAGAACAACCAUAGAUAGGUUGGUGGUUUAUCAAGAGAAAAAGUCUGGAUUAUUAGUCUGUGGCGGCAGAGUACAGAUCUUUAGAGAGGACAGAGCUGCAGUUCCCAUCAUACCCCAUGAUGCCUGGGUGUCAACACUGUUGGGCCGAGAAGCUCAUAAUGCUGCACAUGAUGGAGUUGCUGGAACCCUACUGAGGAUGAGGAAAAAAGCCUGGGUUGUAAAAGGAAGGAGGAUAGCCCAAAAGAUUGUUGACAGCUGUAUGGUCUGCAGGAGAGCUCGGGCUCUGAAGUGUCAGCAGGUGAUGGGCGAUUUGCCACCUGAGAGGGCUGAGCCUGCUCCUCCUUUUAAGUUCACCUCAGUCGAUCUCUUCGGGCCUUAUCAUGUCAGAGAUGACGUGAAAAAAAGGGUGACAAUUAAGGUCUGGGGAGUCGUCUUUUGUUGUAUGGCCAGUAGAGCAAUUCACACCGAAUUGGCAAGCUCGCUUUCCACCGAAAGUUUCCUGAUGGCUUAUCAGAGAUUUACUGCAAUCCGAGGUCAUCCACAGAAAAUCUGGUCUGAUGCAGGCACCAAUUUUAUUGGAGCAAAACCAGUUUUGGACGAGAUGUACAAGUAUCUGGGUACCCAAAAUAUAUCAAGUUUGGAAGAAACUGCUGCAAAGAACGGGACUGAGUGGGUGUGGAAGAUCCUUCCCGCAGACUCGCCUCAUAGAAACGGAGCUGCUGAAGCUGCUGUUGGAAUUGUGAAAAGAGCUUUCCAGAGUCUUGGUCAAGAAUUUGCACUAACGUUCAGUGAAUUUCACACAACUCUAUAUAACGCUGCCAAUCUUGCAAAUGAGCGCCCAAUCGAUGCCAGAAUACAGAGUCGAGAGGAUUGUAUUCAGUACAUCACACCUAACAGUCUUUUGCUCGGACGGGCAUCUCAGAGUAGUGAUGUGAAAAUGUUUGAUUUUUCCAGCUAUUCAUUCAAACGACUUGGAGCUAUGCAAAAUGAGGUUACUAAGUUCUGGAACAGUUGGAGGCAGCUGGCUGGUCCCAACCUUUUUGUGAGGAGUAAAUGGCACACUUCCCACAGGAAUGUUGCUGUUGGGGACAUUGUCUGGUUGUGUGACCAAAAUGCACUUAGAGGACAGUUUAUGCUGGGCAAAGUUGUAAGUGCUAAUCCCGACAAGAAGGGUGUUGUGAGGGACGUAAAUGUCCAGGUUGUCCCAAGUUGUUGCACUCCUAUAACAAAACAUGUCAAGCAAAGAUCAGUGCAUCCACCAAAGAAGGAUAAAAUUAACACCACCAUUCUUCACAGGGAUGUUAGGAGGCUCAUCGUCUUAAUACCUGUGGAGGAACAAACAGAAAGUCAAACCACAGAGGAAUAAGACUCCAGAUGUACCCAAAGGCACCAGAACUGCGAUCUUCCCAGUGUUUCAUGGAAAGAUCGAGUGGGAGGUGUGAAGUCAAAUGAGGGGGGAAAAAAAAAAAAAAAAAAAAAAAUGCACUGUGUUUCACACGGACUUAAAAGAGGGACGGACAACAAGGAAGAGAGAGCAGAGAAGAAAGCAAGCCAGACAGACAAAGAGGACGGAAGUUUGGGUGAUCAGAGAUCCUGGACACUUUGUGCAGAGGAGGACAAAUCUGUAAGACGAGCAGAGAGGCAGCCGGUUUUUACCUGCUUCUGGACCAAUUUGCACAUGUCCUGUCAUUCACCAAAUAAAUGGAGGAUAAAAGAA
Messenger RNA from Fundulus heteroclitus (mummichog), 2224 nucleotides. RefSeq lists its product as uncharacterized. The record is from RefSeq and is a predicted model, not a curated record. The transcript has 2 exons. Lineage: Eukaryota; Metazoa; Chordata; Actinopteri; Cyprinodontiformes; Fundulidae. Gene Ontology annotation, molecular function: nucleic acid binding. Gene Ontology annotation, biological process: DNA integration. The coding region runs from base 491 to 1873 and encodes 460 amino acids.